UCGAACAUCAUGUUCCUCUUUUUAGCAAGACUCGAGGUUGAAUUUUAGAAUCGCCUAAGAGAUAAUAUUGAUGUUUGUACUCUUUAUUUUAUUUCGAAGUAAAAUUUACCAAUCACGUUAUCAUUAAAAUGUCAGAAAAAGAGAUAAGCCUUCUUAAAUAUUUUCUAAGCGGAGGAUUCGGCGGAAUAUGCACCAUCGUGGUGGGUCAUCCCCUAGACACGAUAAAAGUCCGCCUUCAAACUAUGCCUCUACCAGGUCCAAAUGAGGCAGUGUUGUAUAAUGGAACAAUUGAUUGUGCUAAGAAAACAAUCACAAGAGAAGGAAUACGUGGACUAUAUAAAGGUAUGGGUGUACCUUUAUGUGGUGUAGCUCCAAUAUUUGCCAUAAGUUUUUAUGGAUUUGGACUUGGCAAGCAAUUGAUAAAGAGAUCUGACAAUGUUGAACUGUCUUCUUUGCAACUAUUCUAUGCUGGUGCUUUUAGUGGCAUCUUUACAACUGUUGUAAUAGCUCCUGGUGAAAGAAUAAAAUGUCUUUUACAAAUACAACAGGGUGAUGCAAAACCCAGGUAUAAUGGCCCUAUUGAUUGUACAAAGCAACUUUAUAAGAACGGAGGAAUUACGAACAUUUUUAAAGGUACCUGUGCUACUCUUCUGAGAGAUGUUCCUGCUAGUGGAAUGUACUUCAUGACAUAUGAGUGUCUCAAGAAGUGGAUGUCCUCUGAAGACGGCAAAACAGGAAUAUUACAAACAAUUGUUGCUGGUGGUUUUGCUGGUGUAGCAAAUUGGAUUGUUGGAAUGCCACCUGAUGUAUUAAAAAGUCGUUUACAAAGUGCCCCAGAUGGUACUUACAAAAACGGAAUUCGGGACGUGUUCGUAGUUUUAAUGAAAGAAGAAGGACCAAAAGCAUUGUAUAAAGGAUGUGUACCAGUGAUUCUUCGUGCAUUUCCGGCAAAUGCAGCAUGUUUCCUUGGGUUUGAAGUUGCUAUAAAGUUUUUGAAUUGGCUACUACCUAAUGCAUAAUUUAAAAUUGUAUAAAAUAUCUGCAUGUAGUAUUCCUACCACUAGUUAUAUGUUGAAUUGAUAACAUAUUCGUGAAGUAUUCUAUCUUUAAUCAAAGAUACAAUAAUAUAUUUUUUUAUAAUAGCACUCACUUAAUGAUUUUAUGAUGAAUUUGCAAUGAACUGUUGAUCUAUUUUAUCUUAAUCAUUAAUGCUAUUAUAUAAGUUAUUCUUUAAAUAUAGCUUAUACACAAUGUAA
Molecule: messenger RNA, 1256 nt
Organism: Bombus pyrosoma
Lineage: Eukaryota; Metazoa; Arthropoda; Insecta; Hymenoptera; Apidae
Gene: colt
Product: congested-like trachea protein
Exons: 5
Coding region: 129-1019 (296 amino acids)
Biological process (GO): carnitine transmembrane transport; mitochondrial transport
Cellular component (GO): mitochondrial envelope
Molecular function (GO): O-acyl-L-carnitine transmembrane transporter activity
Source: RefSeq, a predicted model, not a curated record